UGACGUUGAGCACGGCAGAUUAACUGUUACAGGAGGUUCUAAACCAGAUUGUAAAGAAUGAGAUUACCAUGGCGAGUCUAUCAGAUGAUGAUGUUUAAGCACCCUUGGAAAGUCCAAAUACUGACUGCUGAUCUCAGUUGCACUGAUGUAUGAGGUACUGAUGCAGACCCAAGCUUUGAUCUCGUAUGAAGAGGAACAUACAGGUACUUUGGUUGGAUGCAGUGAUGUAAUUUCACAACAACUGGUUGAACGACAAGGAUGGGCAAAUCAUGACACAAAAAGGACGCUCAGGAUGACCACUGUUGGAUUAAUUUAUGUGGGUCCUGUUCUUGGAGCAUGGUAUAAAUUACUAGAUCGCCUUGUUGUCGGAAAGAGCAAAACUGUGGCAUUUAAGAAGAUGUUACUUGAUCAGUUUGCACUCGCUCCUUCUUUUUUGGCCUGUUUCCUUGCACUAACUGGAUUCUUGGGUGGGCAUUCACGAGAGGAUGUAUGGUUAAAGUUAAAGAAGGAUUAUAAGGAUACAUUGAUAACAAACUAUUAUAUCUGGCCAACAGUACAAAUGCUAAAUUUCUACUUUGUACCACUAGUAUACAGGGUGCCAUUAAUUCAAGUUGUUGCUCUGAUAUGGAAUACCUACCUCUCAUGGAAGGCAAACAGAAUUUAAGAUUUAUCUGAUUAAUUAAUCUCUUUUGUCACAAAACAGAAAUACUGAUGGGUUUUUUCGAUCUACUUGACAUAACUUUCUAUUUACUGAAAUGCUAACAUUGUGGUGUAAUGCUGUUGCAGUCAUCCUGAAGUAAUAUUCUGAGACUUACAUUCAUUUAGCUUUGUUUACAUUAGAUAUUUCCAAUAUCAUAGGUUGAAGUAACAAUUCCUCUUCUCCAACUCAGAUGUUAAGAAUGCAGUUUCUAAUACAAAGUGGAUGGUUGAUUUUUUUUUUAGCAGUGAAAAUGCUGGAAAACAUUCUAAGAUCUCAAAUACUUGAAACAAUUCAACAAAAGUGCCUUGCAUUAAAUUUAUACUGAAUGUGCACAAAAUAGUUUCGUGAAACUAUAUUUCUUUUGGGUUUAUAGAUAUCUGUUUUUUGAGUGAAGCACACGUUUUAGAAGCUUAUGCAUUUAAAAUUGGAAAAGGUAGUGUUUCAAGUUAUACUGUACAAGAUAAGUAAGUGUUUCAAACAGACAAAGGCUAUCUUCUACAAUAUGUGUAAAGAAAUACAGAUUAUAAGAGAAUGUUCAGUGAUGCAUUUUGUAGUGUACUAUUUGCCAUGUGACUAUAAACAGUACGAGACAAUUACAGCAUCAGUGUCUCUUUAGAAGGCUGGACCAGUCCCCAGAUAAGAUAAAUGUCUUGAUUAAGAUUAAUCAAGCUUCUCCUGUGCCCAUGUCCAGUGACCAGGUCUGUUAAAAAUGCCACCAGGUUCCCAUUUACGGCAGAUAUCUUCCUAUAACCUUAUUGAAUCUUCUACUUUUACAUAUAUUUUCAUGGUUAUGUCUUUGUGUGCAGUUAAAUUGCUCAUGUCUGCUCUAUGUCUGAGCAGUUCUAAACGAAGCUUACACUUAAUAUGAUUAAUUUGAACUCUUAAAGCCUCAACCUUGGAGACUCUACAUCAACCUCCCAGCUUGCUAUAUAUAAAUAUAUCAUCUAUCUCUUGCUACCUAAUUAAUUUCUGUACUGAAUGGGCACCUUCCAUAAUGGUAUGAACUUAUUGUCAGUCCUUAUGCACAAUAACUUCAGUAAACAUUUUCCUCGUUGCCCCAACUUAUUAGAAAUAUCUAGCAUCAGAUAAAAAUUAAUUAAUCGCCCAAUGGUGAAUGUUGCUGCCAGUCAUUAACAUAUUAAUGAUGGAUAUUUUGGAAGAGGAGCAAAGUUUAAAUUAAUGCACAUAUUUUGAAGAUGCCUGGUCACAGGAUAUAAAUUUUUCAAAUAGAAAAAUAAAAUACAUUGGAUAGGUAUAUUAAAAUUUUCAACCUCUAAUAAAAUUGAGAACAGGCAUCAAUGGAACAUUUAGAUAUUUUUAGGGAUAUAUUUUGUUUAAUCAUUUACACUUAAUAACUGCUACAAUUUGUACAAAUCCAUUCUCUUUGCCUUCGCUAAACUUCUUAGUUCAUUGGGAAGCCCUCUUCUUAGGCCAUAAAGUUACAUUGUGUAAUUCCAUGCAAAUUUAGAUGUACAAUUAAAUAUAUUUCAUUGAUCGUUAUUUGCCACAAAUUUGCUGAAGUUCAACAUUAGGUUACUGCAACUACACCUGGCCACAUCAAUUGAAUCUGGUGAGUUUUUGUGUCACAAAGUAUAACGUUAAAUGUAGAAAUCCCUAGAUUGUUUUCCUAAAUACAGUAUAUUUAAAUGUUUUCUUAAAUUCUUUUGAACAUGAUCUCUGUGCUGGAUGUCAUGGCUCUCAGCAGAUCUGAUUGUGUUUAUUUUAAACUUCAGUUGGAUGUUUAAAUGCUUCAUUGACUAUUUUGUGUUUCAUGCCUUCUGUAAAUAUGGUAUUCCUGUGUUUUGUCGCUUGUUCCAUAUUUCCAUCUUAAAGUUAUUACACCCGAUUUGACCCCAUUCAAAGUAACUCGUUAGCAAGGCAUUAAUCGGGAUCUGUUGGUUCAUACCGGGUCACUUCCACAGGUUACUGUGUUCUCCUGUAUUAUUAUCACUUAUCCAGUUUCCCAAAUAAUUUCAGGUAAUGUGUAUUGACAGACUGAUCCUCCAAAGUGUCACCCAUACAAAACAGAAAGUGCUGGAAAAAUCAGUGGGUCUGGCAGCACCUGUGGAGAGAAAUCAGAAUUAACAUUUUUGGUCCAGUGAUCCUUCUUCGAAAGGGUUAACUCUGAUUUCUCUCCAUAGAUGCUGCCAGAUCUGCUGAGUUUUAUGAGCAAUUUCUGUUUUUGUUUCUGAUUUCCAGCAUUUGUGGUUCUUUCAUUUUUGUAAACUGUCAUUGAUGUUCAAAAGCAUUCAGUGAAGGUCAGUUGAUGUGAUCAGUAACUGGAACCCUUCCCUAUAUUUUUUUUGUUAGUAAAGACCUAAAGUUAGUAAAGUAAAGACCUUUGUGCUGCCUUUCCUGCCUGAUUGAGACUAAGAUUGAUAAACUAGUUCAGAGGCUAAAAUUUGGACCAUUGACUAAACAUUUUGUAUCGACAUUAACCAUGUUCUUACAGUUUGAAAAGCAGUAAGUUAUAAGUUUUAAAUAGUUUCUUCGCAUAGUUUAAUGAACUGUUUUUAAUUUAAAAUAUACUAAACUUGUGAUCUACAGAGAAUUCUUUGUACUAUUUGGUUACAAAUUUAGAGUUAUUAAAUUAAAAAGAUUAUCUUUAUACUAAAAACUACAUUAAAUAUUUUAUUUCAACCCAAUGACAUUAUUGAACUUCAAAACAAAUGUAGAUUGCUUUGAGUAUUGUGGUGAAUUUACUUUCAACACACACCUAACAAAACAUACUUAUUCUUUGUGUUAAUUUAAUACAUUCAGUUUAAAAUACCCUGUGGUUCAUUCAUUCUAUCCUUUAAAAUACUUUUUCUUCAUUUGGAAUAAGUAAAGUUCCUAAAUUUUCCACAAUACUGUUCCCUAUCAAAAGAUAGCAAUGAUGCUGUUUCAAAACUUACGUUCUAUACAUUUGUAAUGCAUGAUGUGGAGAAAUGACAAUCUAAUUGUGGUUUUCACUGGUGAAUAAUUUCUCAAUUAAGUCUUACAGCCCAAAAUUAUUCACCGACAGUGAAAACCACAAUUAGAUUAUCAUUUCAGUUGGGUUUCUCAGUAGAUCCAGUUCAUUUCAUUUUACUACAAAGUACAAGUUACAUGAAAUGGGGAAUUCGGGUCAUAGCUCAUUUGAUGUUUACCCAGAUAUCUCCAAUGAGUACAGAAUGUGACUUUUUUUAAUCUCAUUCAUGGGUCAACUUCAUAUUGGUCAGGUUACUUUUUCUGGCCUGGACUUACUAAUUCACUCGAGAUGUGGAUGUCACUGGCUAGGUCAGCAUUUACUGCCCAUCCCUCCCUCGCCAACUUCCCUCACCCUCUCCUCCAUCUCUCGCCCCCCUCUCCUUCCUUCCCUCUCUCGCCACCACCAGCCCUCCCUCCCUCUCUCGCCAUUUUCUCUCCCUCCCCCUCUCUCUCGCCACCUUCCCUCCCUCCUGCCACCUCCCCUCCCUUCCUCAUUCCCUCCCUCAUUCCCUCCUUCUCUUGCCACCUCCCCUGCACUUCUGUGCAUUCUUCAUUCUCUGCACUGUAACUACACACUGAUGCUGAAUCCCAAAUAAUCUUCAACUUUUGCUGUCCCUUUCUUUGAUCUUCACUGUCUUCUGCUCGGCCUCCAUGCUUGUUAGUUGGCACAUUAAUUAUAAAGUCUGAGUUUCUCAUUGAAAGCAACAGCUCAACAGCAACUGGUGGGGAAAAGAAAAACAUUUUCUUUAGGUUUCAGUUGCAUUUCCUGCAGAGAGACAGCCUGCUUCUUACAGUUUAUUGACCUGCCUCUGUAUUGUUCUCUCGCUCUGCUCUCACACUCACACACAAGCUGUUCAACUGCCCAGAAACCAAUCAGAGUUGCCAUCAUGCUAAUGAUCUCUGCCAUUGAUAUCAAGCCACAGUAGCAUAAUGGAUAAGUGCCCUUGUUGAUCAGAUCUGUCUCUGCACAUGCACCGUUGUGCCAUGUUGUCUUGUCUUAUCUCAUCCCAACCACUAUUUGGAAAGUGUAAACAUAAAUCACAAUAAGUUCCAGUAAUGUAUUUUCAAAGUGCAACAAUACCUUCCACAGUUCUAGGUUUUAAAAUGUGACUCCAUCCUUUUAAACAACGUCAUUUCAAAAAUAUUAUACCACCUAGUAUGUGAUAAAGAACAAAACAUAAGAUUUAUAUCCUUUUUGUUCUUCUCUAACCUGACGUAAUGGUCCUUCAAAACCUUAUGGACAUCAAAGGUGCAGGUCCGUUUAGGCAUUCAGUUUUCCUUCCAUCUAACAUCCUUGUCUUUAUGAAAUUUUAGUCUUGUAACAUGCCUCUUUAUCAGUCAUUUUCCAUGUUCCCAUAUGUUCUGCCAAUUUCAUGUAUACGCACAAUAUAUUAUCAAUAGCUGGAUAGUAGAACUAUUUGAACAACAAUUAUCCUGCGUUUUCAAUAUAAGGCUGUGGAAUACUCCCCACCUCCCUGGAUGAGUGCAGCUCCAACAAUAUUCAAAAACCUUGAUACCAUUGUUAGAAGUCGUAUGAAUCUGUCAGUUGCCAGUUGCUGUUUGCAGGGAUGUACAGAGAGGAGAAGCUUCACAAAACUUCACAAAUUCUUUACUAAUGUGUUAAACAAGCCAUGUGUUGCUUAUAUAUUUUAUUACAAGCUAGAGCUUAUGUACUUGCCCAGAACUGAACAAGAACCUGUUUAUAAACCCAAUAGUAUCCUCUGACACUCCCCAUGUAGUCACAGAAUAUAAAAGCUAAUACCCAGUCAGGAUAAUUGUUACUGCUAACGAGAGCUGUAGCUGGCCAAGUGCCGUACUCUGUGUCGUCGACAUGUCCUUAAUGUAGGGCCUACUUACGUGAUGGUUGGCCUCCGGUGUUUUCUCUGACUCAGUGCCCUGAAUUUUUUUUAAUUCUUUCUCUUAUCUCUGUCGAGUCAUGCUGUCUCCUUCCCAUUGGCUUAGGCUCAUCUGAAUAUCGCAGGGCCUUAUUGGCCCUGGAUCAGAGACUUAGGUAGUAUUACCUCAUUGCUCCUUGCCCAAAGAAGGCUUUUGCAUUAUCUUAUCUUUCUUUCUUCUUGCAGAACUUGGUGGAUACCAACUGGUUUCAAUUAGCUCAGGCCAGCACCUGGACUCAGGUUAUUCUCAGUUCACAAGUUGUUUUUCCUAUGUGUGUCAGCAGUUUUACAUCGAGCGUUCCCAGCAGGAUGUCGGCGGCUGGUUCUCUCUCUCUCUCUCUCUCUCUCUCUCUCUCUCUCUCUCUCUCUCUCUCUCUCUCUCUCUCUCUCUCUCUCUCUCUCCAGCCUCCUGGCCAACACCAUCCAGGACAAUGCAGCCUGCUUGAUUGGCAUUAUAUCCAAAGGCAUCCACACCAUCCACCACUGAUGUCUAAUGGCAGGAAUAUGCACUGCAGAAAUUCACCAAAGAUCCUUAGACACCACCUUCCAAGUCCGCAACCACAUCCAUCUAGAAGAACAAGGACAGCAGAUAAAUGGGAACACCAUCACCUGCACGUUCUCCUCCACGCCAUUCGCCAUCCUGACUUGGAAUUAUCUCGCUGUUCCCUCACGGUUGCUGGGUCAAAAUUUGGAAGUCCCUCCUUAAAGAUAUUGUGGCUGUGCUCACAGUAGAUGGACUGCAGAUGUUCAAGAAGGCAGCUUACCACUGCCUUCUCAAGUGCAACUAGGAACAGGCAAUAAAUGCCUGCCAGCCAGUGUCAUAGAUGAACAAAAAUAACAGUUACUUGUUUUAAGAAGUGCAGCAAUCCUUCCCCAGCCUUCGGUGUUAAAACAGGCCUUUUCUUAUUUCAAUGCACAAUCAAAAAUACAGCAAAAUAAACAUGCUGUUUUCACAAUAGCCUGAGUGCUGCCUUUGCCUUCAACCUUUUGUGUUCACUAUUCAACCUUCGUUUAUCCUUUCUUCAACCUCUCUUUCUUUUCAAACUCAGCCUCAAAUCUUUUUCAACCUCCAUUCUUUUGUCAACCUCAGCGUUCUUUCCCUCGUCAACUUCAACUCUUUUCUCAACAGCCUCGACAAACUCUGUACAAGCGCUGACCUCUCUUCAAACUCCUUUCCCUUCUCCUCAAUCUACUCUUUCUCUCUAACCUCUGUCGUCUUUCUGCUUCUUUAACUUCCCCAUGCCCUAUGUCUGACUUCUGUUUGCAACUGUCUCAAUCUUCAACUCCUCCAUUUAAACCCUGCGCAUGCUGUAUUUAAGCCUUGCUUGUGCACACUAUUCAACUUUGCACUAGGACGUUUACCUUCAAACUCCUCUUUCUUCAUCCUUGCUCUCCCAUUCAACCUCCAUCCCAUUGUCUUGACCCUCAGCUGUAUUAGUUUUCCCCCUUUUUUUGAAACCACCUUUUCAGAAUUAUCCAUACCUGUGGAGCAGGUGGGCCUUCAACCCUGGACUCUUGGCUCAGAGGAGGAACACUACCACCACACCUCCAAAAGCCCUCCAACAGAUGCCUUUCUUUCGAUUUAUUUUUCCUAAUCAACCUGUUCACAGAUGUUAUUAUUUGAACCCAAGCUUAACCGCCCAGGGGAAGGUAUACUACCACUGUGCUACAAGAGCCCUCAAGUUUUUUUUUAUUUAACCUAUUUUUACAAACAACAUCUUCAGACAUGGUUUACAACUUCUCAAGCAGGUGGGACUUCAAUCCAGGUUUCUUGGCUCAGAGAUAAGGAGAUAACCACUGCACCACAAAAAGCAAACAGAAGCCUUGUGUGGAGAAGGGGCAUGGUAGGAAGAGCAGGAAGGAAUUAAAUCAAAAUGGAGUUGGAAGGGAACAAAAUCCAAAUGAAGUUGGGGAGAAGGGGGAAAUAAGCCACUGCAUCCCCGACCCGAUCCACCUCUCUUGCUCUCUCUAAAGGCAUCAAGAACAUUAACAAAUAUCAUGUAUUCCCUGUCAAAUAACAUUUGAGCUCAAAUGUAACUGAAAGGGGGAAGGCAGUCAGCAGAGAUGAUCCUGUGCACAAUCAGCUUCCUGAACACAUUUAUAGCCAACCUGGCUAGGCCUAGGGUCAAAUCCAUGAGGAGGUCCUCUGACCUGCCAUACCCUUCCACGCCAGGUGCCCACAGAUCAGAAGAGCGUUUUGCUUGUGUCUUCCCUAGUGAAACAGAUCCAAUCUCCCAGAUGUAAUAGUGGCUGAAGGACCUACGGUAACGGACGAACUAAAGGGAAUUUAUAUUAGGCAGAAAAUGGUGUUGGAUAGACUGUUAGGUCUGAAGGCUGAUAAGUACCUGGGACCUGAUGGUCUGUAUCCCAGAAUACUUAAGGAGGUGGCUCUAGAAAUUGUGGACACAUUGGUAAUCAUUUUCCAAUGUUCUAUAGAUUCAGGAUCAGUUCCUGCGGAUUGGAGGGUGGCUAAUGUUGUCCCACUUUUCAAGAAAGGAGGGAGAGAGAAAACGGGAAAUUAUAGACUGGUUAGCCUGACGUCAGUGGUGGGAAAGAUGCUGGUUGUCAAUUAUAAAAGAUGAAAUUACGACUCAUUUGGAUAGCAGCAACAGGAUAGGUCAGAGUCAGCAUGGAUUUACGAAGAGGAAAUCGUGCUUGACUAAUCUUCUGGAAUUUUUUGAGGAUGUAUCUAUGAAGAUGGACAAGGGAGAACCAGUGGAUGUAGUGUACCUGAACUUUCAGAAAGCCUUUGAUAAAGUCCUGCAUAGGAGAUUGGUGAGUAAAAUUAGGGCAGAUAGUAUUGGGGGGGAAAAAUACUGGCUUGGAUUGAAAAUUGGCUGGCUGACAGGAAGCAAAGACGAGUGAUAAACGGGUCCCUUUCAGAAUGGCAGGCGGUGACCAGUGGGGUACCACAAGGUUCGGUGCAGGGACCGCAGCUGUUUACAAUAUCCAUUAACGAUAUAGACGAAGGCAUUAAAAGUAAUAUUAGCAAAUUUGCUGAUGACACAAAGCUGGGUGGCAGUGUGAAAUGUGAGGAGGAUGUUAUGAGAAUACAGGGUGACUUGGACAGGCUAGGUGAGUGGACAGAUGCAUGGCAGAUGCAGUUUAAUGUGGAUAAAUGUGAGGUUAUCCACUUUUGUGGCAAGAAUAAGAAGGCAGAUUACUAUCUAAAUGGAGUCAAGUUAGGAAAAGCGGAACUACAACGAGAUCUGGGUAUUCUUGUACAUCAGUCAAUGAAAGCAAGCAUGCAGGUACAGCAGGCAGUGAAGAAAGCUAAUAGCAUGCUGGCCUUCAUAACAAGAGGAAUUGAGUAUUGGAGCAAAGAGGUCAUUCUGCAGCUGUACAGGACUCUGGUGAGACCGCACCUGGAGUAUUGUGUGCAGUUUUGGUCUCCAAAUUUGAGGAAGGACAUUCUUGUAUUUGAGGGUUGCAGCAUAGGUUCAUGAGGUCAAUUCCCAGAAUGGCGGGACUAUCAUAUGUUGAAAGAUUGGAGCAACUGGGCUUGUAUACAGUUGAGUUUAUAAGGAUGAGAGGGGAUCUGAUUGUCCGCAUGGGUUUCCUCUGUGUGCUCCAGUUUUCUCCCACAGUCCAAAGAUGUGCAGGUUAGGUGGAUUGGCUGUGCUAAAGAUUAUUAAGGGAUUGGACACUCUGGAGGCAGGAAGCAAGUUUCUGCUGAUGGGUGAGUCCAGAACCAGAGGACACAAUUUAAAAAUAAGGGGUAGGCCAUUUAGAACAGAGUUGAGGAAAAACUUCUUCACCCAGAGAGUGGUGGAUAUACGGAAUGCUCUGCCCCAGAAGGCAGUGGAGGCCAACUAUCUGGAUGCCUUCAAGAAAGAGAUGGAUAGAGCUCUUAAAGAUAGUGGAAUCAAGGGUUAUGGGGAUAAGGCAGGAACAGGAUACUGAUUUGUGGAUGAUCAGCCAUGAUCAUAAUGAAUGGUGGUGCUGGCUCGAAGGGCCGAAUGGCCUACUCCUGCACCUAUUGUCCAUUGAGUGUGCUGAAGUGCAACCAUAAUCACAACAAAAGAUUUGUUAAAUAACUAAAAAGAGCAAAAGUCUGCAACCAAUAUCUACAUAGUCCAUUGACUCCACAGUACCACCACAUAUGCUUUGUAAACCAUAUAGUUUCCAUUGACUGCACUUAUCAGGGAUGUAGUUGUUAUAAUGUGAAAGUUCCUUUACGUAUUAACCCUUCCCUUUUAAAACAAUAAUUUUGAAAAAAUAUUUGAUGCAUCUCUGAACUAUUGGCCAAUUGAUCUGAGAGGUGUUCCCUCCACUGAUGGGAAAAUUAGAAGUAUCAAAGUUCUAUAUUAUGGCAACCUUUGAUUACUAUAAAGAGUUGUUCUUUAAUUGUCUGCAAAUCGUUCUGGUGUAAA
This is a messenger RNA of Stegostoma tigrinum, 9917 nucleotides long. RefSeq names its product mitochondrial inner membrane protein MPV17 (gene mpv17). Gene Ontology annotation, molecular function: hormone activity. Gene Ontology annotation, cellular component: extracellular region; membrane; cytoplasm. The transcript has 9 exons. NCBI's taxonomy places the organism in Eukaryota, Metazoa, Chordata, Chondrichthyes, Orectolobiformes, Stegostomatidae. The coding region runs from base 146 to 664 and encodes 172 amino acids. The record is from RefSeq and is a predicted model, not a curated record.